AUCAUUGCUCUAAUUACUGUGAUGGAUUAUAUCUUCCAGGCACAGUUAGUUGAUCUGAAGUCUGAACUGACAGAAACUCAGGCAGAGAAAGCAGUACUGGAAAAGGAAGUGCACGAUCAGCUUUUGCAACUCCAUGCUGUUCAGCUUCAGCUACAUGCCAAGACUGGUCAGAGUGUUGAUUCUGGGGCUAUUAAGGCAAAACUGGAGAGAGAACUUGAAGCUAACAAGAAAGAGAAAGUGAAAGAAGCUCAACUGGAAGCUGAGGUGAAGUUGCUAAGGAAGGAAAAUGAAGCGCUUCGUCGACACAUAGCUGUGCUUCAGGCAGAGGUUUACGGAGCGAGGUUGGCAGCCAAGUACUUAGAUAAGGAACUAGCUGGAAGGGUCCAGCAGAUUCAGUUACUGGGCCGUGAUAUGAAGGGACCUGCUCAUGACAAGCUCUGGAAUCAGCUUGAGGCAGAAAUACACCUUCACCGUCACAAAACUGUUAUUAGAGCCUGUCGGGGUCGGAAUGAUCUAAAACGACCAAUGCAAGCACCACCAGGACACGAUCCAGAUGCUUUAAAGAAGAGUCAAGGUGUUGGUCCAAUCAGAAAAGUUCUGCUAGUUAAAGAAGACCAUGAAGGACUAGGAAUUUCAAUCACAGGUGGGAAGGAGCAUGGUGUUCCAAUACUGAUCUCUGAAAUCCAUCCUGGGCAACCUGCUGAUCGAUGUGGAGGGCUGCAUGUUGGUGAUGCUAUUCUGGCGGUAAAUGGAGUUAAUCUAAGGGAUGCCAAACAUAAAGAAGCUGUAACUAUUCUUUCCCAACAAAGAGGCGAAAUUGAGUUUGAAGUAGUAUAUGUUGCUCCAGAAGUAGAUUCAGAUGAUGAAAAUGUAGAAUACGAGGAUGAGAGUGGACACCGUUAUCGUUUGUAUCUUGAUGAACUGGAAGAAGGUGCAAAUUCAGGUUCUAAUAGGAAAGAUGGAAAUGUGGAUGUCAAGCCAUCACAAGUGUUUGAUAAGAAACCAAGUAUUGAUGGACAUAAAAAUGGAGACCUGGGGAAUUCAGUUGAAGCUCCGUUAGAAGACACUGCACCCAAAUUAGCCCGUUCUGCUGAGUCUUUAUCGUAAAGGAAAAAAAAAAA
This is a messenger RNA of Struthio camelus australis, 1121 nucleotides long. Lineage: Eukaryota; Metazoa; Chordata; Aves; Struthioniformes; Struthionidae. The record is from RefSeq and is a predicted model, not a curated record.